AUGGUAGAACGAAGUUUCCGAUACCUCUCAAAUCUCAGCUUUACAGAGACCCCAUUCAAACAGUUCACGAUUCCUCCGGACUUUAGAGCCUGGGAGGUAUCAUGGCUUACUCGCCUACAUGCCGUCAUCGACAAUCCUACAGUUCCUGCUAGACUGAUUGAGAGCGGGUGCAUUGUCGACAAUGUUAGAAAUUGUACAAAAGCGUGCGAGAGCGCAGACCAUAUGUUUUCGAAUCCAGAGACGUUAUGGAAUUGCCUUACACUUGCGACCGUGGCCGUGAUGACGACCAACGGGCCAGAUACUAUCAGCAACGACACACUCGCAUCAGUGGAUAAAGAGUUUGGCACUGGCCGUUUAUACGAGUUCUGGAAACGGCGCGCUCUAUUGAAAUAUGUAAAAUGCGCACUGCAGUCAUGUUCAGACUCCAAGUUUGGUGGAUGUCCGCCGGGACUUUGGGCCUUUCAAUGUCAGAGGAUCGGCCCAAGGAAUAUCAAGAAACUGGGCAGGAUCAUGAGUACUGAGUACUGCGACAAAGCUGAUCCCGGGAUUGACUAUGAUAUUGCAGGGCCUGGUAUAAUCGUGGCAUAUCUAAUCCAGUUUGUGAUAGUCCUAUUCUUUGCCCUAUGCUACAAGAUUAGCAAGACAUGGAUAAGGAACUUUGCACUAAUCUCACUUCUUCCAUUCCAAGGACCUGCUAGAGCUGUUGAGACAGCCUUGGAAUGGCAGAAAGUUGUUUCAAGGAGUACCUUUGGUGUUGCGAUUGCUUCAACUCUUGUCGACCUCCAGGAAGCUCAAGCGGUAUUCCUUGGCACUAUAUCGGUAGCGGCUAUCAUCACCUUUACAAAUUCAAGUGGAACGGGACUUGGUAACAUCAGUUCGUUACUCUCCUGGUUGGCAAACAACCUCACUUUGAGGGGCAUGAUUUCAGCAGGAAUGUAUCCCCUGCUGUUUGUCCAGCUCAUCCUCCAAAAGACCCAUAAUCGAUGGUGGUAUACGCUUGCUCUUGUAUUUAUGAACUGGGUUCUUGCUGUUCUCAUCACUCGUCCUCAAGCCGUUGACGAAGGUUCACUAUUGAAGCAUUUUACCGAGUCUUCCUCUUUGGAAAACUGUGGUAAUCAUACCGGGCCCAGAACAUUUUGUCAGACGUUCAAUAAACCCACCGAGAGAGGCUCUGGUUCUAAUGACGGUGGGGAUUCAGAUCACCUAGACCGAGAUGCGAAGAGCUUCUUCCAUAUUCAUUCCAGGAUACAGUCACCUAUGCAUAUAAUAAUGGCAUUCCUGAUAUUGGACUGGCUCCUUGCAACGAUAAGGAUGCAUCUCUUUGAGAGGGGUGACUGGUUAUCCCACAAGGUCCACGCUUUGAUGGAUAGGGUGCCCUCGCGUUUGAAGUCGCUUUGCACCCAGAGAUACUUCCUGAUUUUUACGGAAGCUAUCUGGAUUUCCAUGGAAGCCCUCGCCAUCGUCAUGGGGGUCAUAGGGGUACAAGAGUUUGCAGCAUUUAUGCAACUACUUAGCGGGGGAGAAUCGGGCAACGAGAGUAACGCUGCUUUAUCGAAAUGGGGAUUUGGACAGUUAGUAGCAGUAUGUGUUUGGAUUCCUGUAGUACUUAAGUUCGCCUGUCUCAUGAUUGACGGAGCUUUGCCUGGCUGGAGAAAGCGACUUGGACAAUUUAUUGAGAUCACACAGCGCAAAGAAACGCAACAGGAUGGGAACGAUGUUGUUAUGGAAACUUUGCUUCCGUUUAACCCUACUGCGGGAGGCCAGCGCGAUGAAAGAGAGUGGCAUGAACAAGCUUUUCGGCACGCUGUCCAGCGGUUCCCGCAACUCACAAACGUCACCGUCACACCGGCGGCGCACGGUUUUCUUUUCAUGCCGCUUUUUCAAACACCCAUGAUCCGAGCCUUGCCAUUCGGGUUUGUGUAUCCAGUUAUUCGGACUUGGCCAUCUGACGAGGCUCUUGGAUACGGUAGUCCUGAAAAUUGCCCAGAAGGAUGGGGAAAUGACGACGAAAGGAAACAGUGGCGCGGAUUCUGCACAGUGACAAACGUCCUGGUAGAUUACGCAGACAGCCUCCAAAUCUCAGAGCUAGUUGUGGACAAUCACACUCUGCCCACCGGGAUUGACUACACUCUUUUCGACAAGCCAAACGCAGAGUAUGAUAGUCUUUGCAAGAUUGUCGCACGACCUGACUUUAGACGUAUCGUGCUCUCGUUAACAACGGGAUGUCGCGCCGACUUUGACGCUGAAGAUUGGAAUAUCUACCGGAACGGCAGGAUUUCCUGCCUCUUGGCCAAAGCAAUUGGUCUGGAGGAAGUUGUCUUGAAAAGUGACUAUGGAUUGAACUCUUGGUCUUGCCCCAUCCAGGACUCCAUAUCGCUUUUUGAUCUCUUUCCCAUCGAGGAUUUGUCACGCAGACACCCGAAGCACUUUGGACUUUCCGGGAUGCAAGUCGCCCAGGAUGAUCUCAUCUCCUUCCUUGGCAAGCUCCCGCCAACUCUCAAAUCAGUCAAUCUCAGCUUUCUCUCCCUUGCCGAGGGUCAUGGAAACCAUGCUGACAUGUUGGCCAAUAUCCGGGACAAAUUAAGCUGGAGAAACCGACCUGCCAGUCAAAGAAUCAAGGUCAGCAUCUCAAUGAAGCUCAAUCAGUACCAUAAAGGCCGCUAUGUAUGCCUUGACAAAGAGGUUCAAGAAUACCUUUACGGCGAUGGUCCCCCUCCCUUUAUUGCUCAAGAAGGAAGGGCGGCUUCUCUCUUCUCAUAUGGUACCGGCAUUGUCCAUGACGAGUUCGACCCUAGCUUUGUGGUACCAUAUGAAACGAAUAGAAGGCGUCUCGGAAGACGCGUUGGUCACUUUAUCAAUGCUGCAUAA
Molecule: messenger RNA, 2868 nt
Organism: Fusarium graminearum PH-1
Lineage: Eukaryota; Fungi; Ascomycota; Sordariomycetes; Hypocreales; Nectriaceae
Exons: 4
Coding region: 1-2868 (955 amino acids)
Source: RefSeq, a predicted model, not a curated record